CCGGCUGAUUGGCCCCUCCGCGGCGUAUCCUCCGGCUGGCAGCCAGGCGGGCGCGUCACGUGGCCGAGCAGCGUCCAGGGCGCCGAUCCGCGGGCCUCCAGGCAUGGACCGUCAGGCCUCCGGAGUCCGGGCGCUGGGGGCCGCCGAGCCGCUUCGGGGUCCGCCGCUGCCGAGCGCGCGGGAGGCGCCCCCCAGCCCGGGGGCCACCUUUGCCCCCGCUGACCACUCCGGGCAGCAGAGAGAGACCGAGAAGGCCAUGAAUCGGCUAGCCAGUGGAGCACAGAGCAUCCCUAAUGGUAGUCCUACCCACGGUGAGGGCACCCACUCGGAAGAGGAAGGCUUUGCUAUGGAUGAUGAGGAUUCGGAUGGGGACCUGAAUACCUGGGAGCUGUCAGAAGGGGUAUCCGACUGUCCGCCCAAGGAACAGGCUGCUGAUCUUUUUAACGAGGACUGGGACUUGGAGUUGAAGGCAGAUCAAGGGAAUCCAUAUGAUGCCGAUGACAUCCAGGGUUGCAUUUCUCAAGAUGUCAAACCUUGGGUGUGCUGUGCCCCGCAAGGAGACAUGAUCUAUGACCCCAGUUGGCACCAUCCGCCCCCGCUGAUACCCCAUUAUUCCAAGAUGGUCUUCGAAACAGGACAGUUUGAUGAUGCUGAAGAUUGAGUCUGCAGCUUCUUGCCUGGUGGGUGGGCCUGCCUUCCAGAUGAAGGUCUCUCUUCCUUUCAUUGAGGUGAGAGGUCACAUUUGAGGACCCAUUCCCAGCGAUCCCAGAGUCGGGAGCAUAGACUGGUGUUAACUAAGACCCCAGUGUCCUCCAGUUCUGUUGUUGUUGUUGUUUUUAGUGAGCUCCUCCUUGGGACAUGUGAGUGUUUGUGUCUGUGUCAGGAGGAGUUGUGUUCUUUAUAAAUAAAGGUAGAAAAAAUUUGAUAUGCUUUUGUUUACUCCCCGCCCCCCCCCCCUUUUAAUUGGAUACUUACCAGCAAAGCUUUACUCCUUUAGUUCAAGUCCCUGGCUUACAUUUUAAGGAUUGGAGGUACUUGGACCCUUAAAACUACUCUGUGAAAGAAAAUAAUUUUUUGGCCAGAGAUUUUCCAAGCACAUGAGUAGGCCCUGUGUCGUUGCUAGUGGUUUUAAGACCUUAAGAAAUGUUGGUGACUUUGUGGCUGAUUUCUAUUCCUGCUGAUGAAAAAUUGACCAUUUACUUAGUAAACAAGCAAGCUGGAACAUAAAAUGGCAAAUAAAUUAAACCAGCAAUUAUAUAGCCCUCAACUGGUAUGAAAGGAUUUUGAACCUUAUUUUCUUUUCUUUAACCUUAUUUUCCAUUUAAUUAUUUGCUCUUUGUAAUUACUAUAUGAAGUC
Messenger RNA from Zalophus californianus (California sea lion), 1357 nucleotides. It is a transcript of the gene COPRS, whose product is annotated as coordinator of PRMT5 and differentiation stimulator. The coding region runs from base 104 to 661 and encodes 185 amino acids. Gene Ontology annotation, molecular function: histone binding. Gene Ontology annotation, cellular component: nucleus. The transcript is spliced from 4 exons. The record is from RefSeq and is a predicted model, not a curated record. NCBI's taxonomy places the organism in Eukaryota, Metazoa, Chordata, Mammalia, Carnivora, Otariidae.